GAGCGCCUGCGCAGUAAGCACUUCUUCCAUUGUGUUCCUCGUUCCCGGGUAAGACCUGCCCCGCGACGCUGUGGCUUGCGCUGGAAGAAGCGGAAGAAGAUGGCGCUCACCAGCUUUUUACCUGCGCCCACUCAACUAUCUCAGGACCAACUUGAAGCUGAAGAAAGAGCAAGAUCUCAGAGAUCUCGGCAGACCUCACUGGUCUCCUCUAGAAGGGAGCCUCCCCCAUACGGGUAUCGAAAAGGCUGGAUUCCGCGCUUGUUAGAGGAUUUUGGAGAUGGAGGUGCUUUCCCAGAAAUCCACGUGGCCCAGUAUCCACUGGAUAUGGGGCGAAAGAAGAAAAUGUCAAAUGCACUGGCCAUUCAGGUGGAUCCUGAAGGGAAAAUUAAAUAUGAUGCAAUUGCUCGACAGGGGCAGUCCAAAGACAAGGUCAUUUACAGCAAGUACACUGACCUGGUUCCAAAGGAGGUUAUGAAUGCAGAUGACCCAGACCUGCAAAGGCCUGAUGAAGAGGCUAUUAAAGAGAUAACAGAGAAGACAAGAGUAGCCUUGGAGAAGUCCGUAUCGCAGAAGGUUGCUGCAGCCAUGCCAGUUCGUGCAGCUGACAAGCUGGCCCCUGCUCAGUAUAUCCGCUACACACCAUCUCAGCAAGGAGUAGCCUUCAACUCUGGAGCUAAACAGAGGGUUAUUCGGAUGGUAGAAAUGCAGAAAGACCCAAUGGAGCCACCAAGAUUCAAGAUUAAUAAGAAAAUUCCCCGGGGACCACCAUCUCCUCCUGCACCUGUAAUGCACUCUCCUAGUCGGAAGAUGACCGUGAAGGAACAGCAAGAGUGGAAGAUCCCCCCUUGUAUCUCCAACUGGAAGAACGCAAAGGGUUACACAAUUCCUCUGGAUAAACGGCUGGCUGCUGAUGGAAGAGGACUUCAGACCGUACACAUAAACGAAAAUUUUGCCAAACUAGCUGAAGCUCUAUACAUUGCUGAUCGGAAGGCUCGUGAAGCUGUGGAAAUGCGAGCCCAAGUGGAGAGAAAGAUGGCUCAAAAAGAAAAGGAGAAACAUGAAGAGAAACUUAGAGAAAUGGCCCAGAAAGCCAGAGAGAGGAGAGCUGGGAUCAAAACCCAUGUGGAAAAAGAGGAUGGAGAAGCACGCGAAAGGGAUGAAAUCCGUCAUGACAGGCGAAAAGAGAGACAGCACGACCGGAACCUUUCCAGGGCAGCCCCUGAUAAGAGGUCAAAACUACAGAGAAAUGAAAAUCGAGAUAUCAGUGAAGUCAUUGCUCUUGGUGUGCCCAAUCCUCGCACUUCCAAUGAAGUUCAGUAUGACCAAAGACUCUUCAACCAAACCAAGGGUAUGGACAGUGGAUUUGCAGGUGGAGAAGAUGAAAUUUACAAUGUUUAUGAUCAGGCCUGGAGAGGUGGUAAAGAUAUGGCUCAAAGUAUCUACAGGCCCAGUAAAAAUCUGGACAAGGAUAUGUAUGGUGAUGACCUAGAAACCAGGAUAAAGACCAACAGGUUUGUCCCUGAUAAGGAGUUUUCUGGUUCAGACCGCAGACAGAGAGGCCGAGAGGGACCAGUUCAGUUUGAGGAAGAUCCUUUUGGUUUGGACAAAUUUUUGGAAGAAGCCAAACAGCAUGGUGGUUCUAAAAGACCCUCUGACAGCAGUCGCCCUAAGGAACAUGAACAUGAAGGCAAGAAGCGGAGGAAGGAGUAGAUAGACCUUUCUUCAAAACAAAGGACUCUUAUUCACAGUCCUAAUGAUUCAAGUCAUUGGGAAACCCUUUGUAAAUGAUCAGGACAAAAACCAAAUCUGGGCAAUAGAUCCCAGCACUACUUUUUAUUCCAGGAAAUGGGGGUUGAAUAUUCUACUUUGGAUUCAUUUUUUUUUUUUUUUAAAGAAUGGGUUAUGUUUGUGCUUCUCCCAUCAUGCAGCACUUAUAGGAAAUACUGCCCCAUACAGAAUUAAGACCACUUUCUCGUAUGUGACACUUACUAAUCCAGGGGUAAUAUUUUGUGUAAGAACUUUAUGAAUAAAAUUACUCCAAAAUGUCCA
Messenger RNA from Phodopus roborovskii (desert hamster), 2049 nucleotides. It is a transcript of the gene Snw1, whose product is annotated as SNW domain containing 1. The transcript is spliced from 14 exons. NCBI's taxonomy places the organism in Eukaryota, Metazoa, Chordata, Mammalia, Rodentia, Cricetidae. The record is from RefSeq and is a predicted model, not a curated record. The coding region runs from base 100 to 1710 and encodes 536 amino acids. Gene Ontology annotation, biological process: mRNA splicing, via spliceosome. Gene Ontology annotation, cellular component: spliceosomal complex.